AUUAACAUAAGUCAACGUGAAUAUGUUACAAAGUAUCGGGAAUAUUUACGGCGGGUGCACGAUCGUAAGCGACGAGAGCUAGCUCAAUCAACAUAUGCUAUUGGAAACAAAGCUAAGCAGGAAUUAGAAAGCGCCCCUCUACGUAUAGUCAGCAUUGCUCCGAAUGUCAUGAGGUACGAGACUUAUUUACGUCGAAAACGGAACACUCAAACUUUUUUGGACUUUCCGAAUACAAAAGAUCAGGUAACCGAUGCUGAAGCAGUAUCUAAUAAUUUCGUAUUACCACGACAGCAGCGGAAAAAUAACCGAAAGUUUCGGCAAAAACAAACUACUAUGAUUUUACAUUUUGCUGUGGAGACAAACGCUGCACAAUUGCAACCCGGCGAUGUCGAAGAGGCCAACAUUCGGCUUAUGAUAAUAUACAGCUCGGCUUUAGCAGUCAAGCCCAAUAAAAAAAAACAGAAAUAUAAAAAUCGGUCUUGUGGCAACAGCGUAGAAAAAAGUGGUAUGGACCAUGCUAACGCCACGACGACCAAUGAUAAGCAAAAACAUAUAUUAAAUUUCAAGGUAUACCAACGUUUGGGAAAUGGUAAACGCAUGUGUCUCGAUAGCUCUAAAGUGAACAUCGAGAUAGAUCAAAGCCGCAAACAUGAUACUAAUAGCCAAUGGGUGCAGUUUGAUGUCACAAAAGCUGUAGAGGCAUGGAUACGCGAGGAGCGGUCUAAUCUGGGUCUUGAAGUGCAGUGUGAUAAUUGCCAAAGUGCUGGUGCUCGUAUAUUAAACGACAUGUCGUCAUCCACUAAUGUAGACGAUGGUGCACAACUAAUGCCAAUUUUAAACAUAAUUGGUCAUCUUGGCGUGUCAUACAAGGAAAUCAGAUCCAACAAACAUUCCAGUUCCGUUGAGAAUCCACAUCACUAUCAUAACAUGGCCACAUUUUCAAAUGGCCAACAACGUCCCAGCAGUACUAUUGACAAACUUUCUUGUCAUAAACUCAAUCAACGUUGCUGUCGGCACACAAUGGAAGUAAUAUUCAAGGAAAUCAAAGGUUUUGAAUUCAUUAUUCAGCCAAAAGUAUUCGAUGCUGGAUAUUGUCAUGGCCGUUGUCCACCGAGAUAUAAUCCAGCUCACCAUCACGCCGUGUUGCAGAGUCUAAUAUGGAAGCAAAAUCAUGAACGUGCACCUCGCCCCUGUUGUGCGCCUUCUAAACUAGUCGAACUCGAAGUAUUGCAUGUGGACGAGAAAAACAGUGAAAAACUGAAGAUCUCCACGUGGACAGACAUGCGAGUGGUCGAAUGUGCUUGCUCAUGAAUGUCACAGACAUUACAGCGAUCCCGUUUCUGCUAUUCCUCCAGCAAUAACUGUCUAUUGGCCGGUAAGACAAUAAUUGUGUGAUAGCGAGAUGAGUUCUAUAGUAUUUAAUAUUGCUUAUUUAUUUAUACAAUACAUAUACACAUAUUUACAUAUAAGCGGACACAAGUCUACCUAGCAUGAACAUUAAAUAUAUUUACUCAUAUGAAAUCAAAUAUAUAUUUAUAUAAUUAAUUUUUUUUUAUACAAACGUUGUUUUCACAUGAUUUAAGUUUUUGUCUUAAGGUAACAUGUAUUUCGUUCCUUUAGUUUGCAAACGCGCACAAUUUUACUAUUUGCACUUUAAUCGAAAUUGAGAAUUGUAUUCGUACGCAGAUACCACAACUAAAAACAGAUCAUUACCAAAAAUGUGAGAAGUUAAAAAAUAAAUAAUAUAUAAUUUAAAUGAUUUUAACAAGUAAUUUAGGUUUGAACAAAAGCCAAUACCAAUGAGCUCAAGUUUUGCUUCAUUUCCACAAUUUUAUUUUUCGCCUAAAAUAUUAAAAUAAAUGAAUUAAGCACGUUUGCAUACUAAGCUAACGAUAUUUUAAUGUACAUGUAUAGUCAUGACCGUUGUUAAGCCAAACAAACAGCCUGAAAUUCCAAUGCGUUGGAUGUAUGCUUGGAAAAAUAAGAUAAUAAUGAAGUUUUACAGACAUAUACAUAUGUAUGUAAUUCUUGAUUUGAAGUCCCAAACGACACAUGCACUUUUUCUCAGGGUGAAAGUAAUAAAUGCCAGAUAUAUUUGUAUCCCAUAUUUUGUAUUUGUCGGAAAACUCUAAUAUUAAUAAAAUAAAAUUAUAAUAUUUUC
Bactrocera latifrons is the source of this 2161-nucleotide messenger RNA. RefSeq lists its product as uncharacterized. Gene Ontology annotation, cellular component: extracellular region. Lineage: Eukaryota; Metazoa; Arthropoda; Insecta; Diptera; Tephritidae. Gene Ontology annotation, molecular function: cytokine activity; growth factor activity. The record is from RefSeq and is a predicted model, not a curated record. Gene Ontology annotation, biological process: SMAD protein signal transduction; BMP signaling pathway.